AAACUUCCUGUACUUUAACUUUUUCAAAAGCUGUUUCUUUCAUUUCCUUACGAGCGUUUUUCACUGGUCUUCUCACCAUUAUUUGGUGCAGCUAAAGAACUCGAAUCCAAGCUAGAUAUGGCAUCGUCCAUGAAAAGCCUGUUGAGUAAUGAAAGCCGGUAUUUGAAAUCAUUCAACGUGUUCCUGGAUCGCUCAACUGAACACAAGUGUAUGCAGGUAUUUAUUGAUGAGAUACUCCCAGGCCAACUAGCAAGCAUUGGAGAUGGAAAAAGCAGCUUUAAUGUUCUGGGUGUCGGAAGUGGGGCAGGUGCAAUUGAUCUCCAAAUACUGUCUAAACUGCAAUCAAAACACCCAGGAGCUUCUGUUAAUAAUGAAAUAGUGGAGCCCAGCAGUGAACAGAUCCACAACUACAAAGUGUUAGUUGCCAAGACCCCAAACCUUGAGAAUGUCUCCUUCAAUUGGAAUAAGAUGACAUCAUCUGAGUAUGAGAACCACGUGAAAGAGAAAAAAGAAAAGAAAACAUUUGACUUCAUUCACAUGAUUCAGAUGCUUUACUAUGUGUCAGAUCCCGCUGCUACAAUCAAGUUCAUUCAUAGCCUGCUAGGACCUAAAGGAAAGCUCCUUAUCAUCCUUGUAUCAGGUAACAGCGGAUGGUUCCAUCUUUGGAAAACAUAUAGACACCGGCUUUGUUUCAAUGAAUGUAGCCUGUAUAUAACUACCCAUGAAAUUAAAGAAUACCUUGACAGCAUAGGGCUAAAAUACCAACACUAUGAGCUCCCAUCCUACCUGGACAUAACAGAGUGUUUCAUUGAGGGAGACGAAAAAGGGGAGCUUUUGGUAGAUUUUCUCACAGAAACGUGCGAGUUCAGUAAAACAGCACCAUCCGAUCUGAAAGCUGAAAUAAUGUCCUUUCUGCGCCAACCCGAGUACAUUACAGAGAAAGAUGGAAAGAUUAUUUUCAACAACACUCUGGGUGCAAUAGUGGUGGAACCAUAAAGUUGUAAUCAUGGUAGUCUUUCAAAAAGGUAUUAAUUAAAGGACAUACAGAGCAUUAAAUUCCAGUGUUUUGUUGUUUAAUGUAGUAUGAGGGAUCGAAAAGAAUCAUAUUUUGUAGCAACCCAAGUUUAUUUACAAUAUAUUCAACACAAUAUGGGUUAUGUAAACAUGUUAUGUACAUUCUGUACUAUGUUUGUGCAUCUGUCAGUACAUCUGUGUAAAGUAGCAUUUAAUAUAAAUAUAUAAUAUCCAGUAAUAUUAUAAUGUUCACUCCAAUACAUGGAAGGCAUAACGUUCCUUGGGUAUACAAAUGCACAAGCUUAUCUAGUUGAAAGUAUGCUGUAUUUGGAUACAGGCACAGUACAAGCCAUAGCCUAGUGAACACAAUAACACAUUAACAAAUGACCUGUAGAGGUACUGGUAAGUUGAGUAUUUUGAGUGGUUCAGUGCUAAAUGAACGCUACAACAACACACUUUUGGACAUUGUUCUACUGCAUCAUUAUGUUCCUUGUUGGUUGUUCUGUAGUUUAUGUAUAAUUAAAAAUAAAGACAAAAUACAUUGAUUGUUAUUACUUAUGAAUUAAUGUUAUAUGUAUUCAUAUUUCUCACAUACCUAUGAUGCUGUAAUGUAUUUUACAGAACAAUAAAACAAUAUAGUAGUAUUGAAAGUG
This is a messenger RNA of Polyodon spathula (Mississippi paddlefish), 1667 nucleotides long. It is a transcript of the gene hnmt, whose product is annotated as histamine N-methyltransferase. The transcript is spliced from 7 exons. The record is from RefSeq and is a predicted model, not a curated record. NCBI's taxonomy places the organism in Eukaryota, Metazoa, Chordata, Actinopteri, Acipenseriformes, Polyodontidae. Gene Ontology annotation, molecular function: N-methyltransferase activity. Bases 118 to 996 code for a protein of 292 amino acids.